Molecule: messenger RNA, 1523 nt
Organism: Colias croceus (clouded yellow)
Lineage: Eukaryota; Metazoa; Arthropoda; Insecta; Lepidoptera; Pieridae
Gene: Rcd-1
Product: CCR4-NOT transcription complex subunit 9
Exons: 1
Coding region: 233-1129 (298 amino acids)
Biological process (GO): negative regulation of translation; mRNA catabolic process
Cellular component (GO): P-body; CCR4-NOT core complex; CCR4-NOT complex
Source: RefSeq, a predicted model, not a curated record
GGUUGCAUGUUGAUGGCGUGUGCGUGACACUCGUUUGACAAUUUAUUGAUGUUAAAAAUCUCGUUUUGUCCGUAAAUAAGGCAUUAUUGCUAAAAGAAGACUACGUUGAAAUAAUCAACCGACAGAUACAAUUUAAAAGUUAAAGCGAAUAAUAUAACUCGAAGAAACCGAAGGAAUAAUUGGCGGAUAAUGCCAACAUUUUUAGCCCUACAAAGUGCAAAAUUUAAUAGCGAUGCAUACUAGUAUGACCGCGCAGCAAAGCCCGGCAAAUAUGCAGACUGUUGUGGACAGAGAAAAGAUUUACACUUGGAUAUUGGAACUAUGCAAUCCAGAAACUCGUGAAAAUGCUCUAUUGGAAUUAAGUAAAAAGCGGGAAGUGGUGCCCGACUUAGCUCCUAUGUUAUGGCAUAGCUUUGGCACAAUUGCAGCUUUGCUACAAGAAAUUACGAAUAUAUAUGUAGCAAUGAUUCCUCCUACAUUGACAGCUCAUCAGAGUAACCGGGUCUGUAACGCUUUGGCUUUGAUGCAAUGUGUUGCUUCCCACCCUGAAACUAGAUCUGCAUUCUUGCAAGCUCAUGUACCAUUGUUCCUGUAUCCAUUUUUACACACGGUUUCCAAAACACGCCCUUUUGAAUAUCUACGCCUUACUAGUCUAGGAGUUAUUGGAGCAUUAGUUAAAACAGAUGAACAAGAAGUUAUAACAUUUUUAUUGACCACUGAAAUUAUACCUCUGUGCCUACGUAUAAUGGAAAAUGGAUCAGAACUAUCAAAGACUGUAGCAACAUUUAUUUUGCAAAAGAUAUUAUUGGAUGACAGUGGAUUGUGCUACAUAUGCCAGACAUAUGAUAGAUUUUCUCAUGUAGCUAUGAUUUUGGGGAAAAUGGUGUUAUCAUUAGCAAAGGAUCCAUCGGCAAGACUGUUGAAACAUGUUGUUCGUUGUUAUUUACGUUUAUCUGAUAAUCCUAGAGCAAGGGAAGCUCUACGUCAAUGUCUUCCUGACCAACUUCGAGAUGCUACUUUUACUGCUUGCUUACAAGAAGACAAUUCCACAAAACAUUGGCUAGCUCAAUUGAUAAAGAACCUGGAAGCUCAGCCCCCACCUGCUAGUCCGGCGCAACCGAACAUGUGAGAAUUGGCUUUAUCGAGUUACACCCUCUACAAAACAUUCAAAAAGUGGUGCAACUCUAGCUAAAUUUACAGUUUAUUUAUAAAUUUAGCACUGAUGAAAAACCAUAGAUAUUAUAUGAACUAACAUGAUGUCUUACUAAGUGUCACUGGCAAAUAAUAAUUAAUAUAGCUAAUUGAAACUACUUAUUUUAUAUUGAUAGUUGAAUGGAUUCAAAUUAAUGAAAUAGUUAAAAUUAGAUGGUUCAAAUCAAAAUAUUGCUAUCUAAUGGUCCAUGAGGACAUGGUCUAUGGUUUUUGUAUUAAAAAUGCAUUUUAGGUACCUAAUUAAAGGCUUGUUACUUCGUUUCUCAUAUAGAUAAUGUAAGAAGUUUUGAUUUUGUAGUGGGUGUGUAAAA